Mya arenaria is the source of this 804-nucleotide messenger RNA. Its product is annotated as ladderlectin-like. NCBI's taxonomy places the organism in Eukaryota, Metazoa, Mollusca, Bivalvia, Myida, Myidae. The record is from RefSeq and is a predicted model, not a curated record. The transcript has 2 exons. Gene Ontology annotation, biological process: biological process involved in interspecies interaction between organisms. Gene Ontology annotation, molecular function: carbohydrate binding. Gene Ontology annotation, cellular component: external side of plasma membrane. The coding region runs from base 18 to 755 and encodes 245 amino acids.
CAAAUCAUUCCAGAACAAUGUCGCAGGUUUCUGAUGUGUCAGUAGUUCGAUAUUGUAUUAUGCUGUGGUAUUUAUUUCUACAAACAAACGGUCAAGUGGAAAAGGGAUUCUUUCAGAAGUCUGAGGAAACCUAUACAGUCUAUGGUGAACUUGUUGUUGAAACGAGCGGAAGGUCACUACUCUCAUGUGCACAUGCCUGUAUGCGCUACUCUGGGUCAACGUGUGGUGACGUGUGCAGCCACUUUCGCUAUGACAAUCACAAUGAAACCUGUCAUGGCCUUAACGAAGGAAACAGUGGAAUUGGGGGCUGGAACCAAGAUGGCGUUUACGUGCAGAAAGAGGGAAACAACAAAGACUGUAAUAUCGGAUGGCAUUUAUUCGGCAGUCUUUGUUACUACAUUGAAACGAAAAAACGGAAGUGGACAUCGGCGCGUGACAAUUGUAAGAUCAUGGGUGCUCGCCUUGCAACUAUCCGAAACCAGACGCAGGAAGGCUUCCUGGAGACCCUGAUAUCCGCGUCAUGUCUUCCGGUAAUGAAGCAUUGGUUUGGUGGACGCUAUUCCAAACCACUGGGUCAAUGGACGUGGGUGAGCGGGGAACCAUUUGAAUACCGGAAUUGGGACAAGGCCAUUGGAGAACCCGACAGGAAUCUCAAUUGCUGUAUGGUAAAGGCAUCCAAUGGGCUGUGGCGAGACCGCUUGUGUGAUGACUUUUUUCAUUACUCGGUGUGUGAAAAGCUUGCCGUUUACCAUUGAUGCAAAUCGAACAUGAGUUAAAUGUGAAAUAACAAAAACAAAUAUACUA